CAGCAGCCAACCACUGAUGUGUCAACAGCUGUCAGUGGACGUGGUUUCUUGCAUUUAACAUUUACUCAAAAAAUAUUUAGAAAUCAUUUUGUAUUUACAAAAGUGGCUACAUUUUUGUUUGUACUUUAAAUAGAAUUAAUGUAGCAACGCAUUCCUAAAGCACCUCCCGGCAAAAUGGACGUUACACAAAGAUUCAAAGCCGGUGUAAUGAUUGUGAAACUACAGCGCAAAGGUGAACUGCCACCACAAUCGCUGGACAAGCAACGCAUUCUACCGAAAAGCAGCGUUGGCGUGGGCGCUGGACGACGGGAUGAAUUCUCCCGGCAGGCUAAGGAUGUGUGCCACAAAAUCACCACAUUGCGUAAUGUGCUUGUGGAGAAUCGGGCGGCGUACAUGCGCAUCGGUCAGCACCUGAAGAGUGCAACACACAUGUCGGACGAACAACGCGAUUUAAUCGACCGCGAGUCGGAAAAAUUUGUGGCCUAUUACACACAACAUUUGGCACAAAUGCGUGCGGACUGGAAGCGUGCAAAACGAAAACCACAGCAGCAGCAACAUAUCGAGGCGGUGAUCGAUUUAUUGGAACGCUAUUUGCGCAACGUGCAACAAAUUUAUUUGGAGCAAAAACGUUAUCGUGUGCAGUACGAACUGGAAACAUUUAGACUAUUGAAAUUAGUAGCUGACAAAAAGAAGAUACCAGUGCGUCCGGGUGGGGAACAUAGUGGUCGCCGUGAGGCGCGGCACUCAACAAGUAGCACCACCGACGACGAUGCCACGGAUGAUUUACGACCACGCAAUGGAUUGGGUGAAAACGAAGUUUCUGACUUGCAAGGUGAUUGGCUAGAUGACGAUGAUUUCGGUGACAUUGGGGGCGAUGGUGAUGCCGCAUUUGGUAGAACAAAUGAGCAGAGUAGUGAAGAUGAAAAUGCGAAGGUGAGUGGUCCACAAUUGCGGCAUCGGCAUCCGCAUGCUGAAGGCGAAGACAGCAUUGGAAGCGGUGGGGAGUUGAAGACGACACAAUCAUCGCAGAAAGUGGCGCUAGACGAGGAUAUACAAAAAUCGCAGCAAUUAGAAGACGAAGAAGAAGAAGCGAAAAAACUUUCCCCCGAGGAUGUUCAAAUGUACGAACAGGAGAAUGUGCAACUCUAUCAUGAACUGCAGGGUUUGGCUGAAGAGGUGGAACAGAUCGAGAAAAAUGUGGUGGACAUAGCGCAGUUGCAGGACAUCUUCACAGAAAAGGUCUCGCUGCAACAACAUAACAUCGAGCGCAUCGCCAAUGCUGUGGUUGGCGCAACGGAGAACGUCAAAGACGCUAAUGAACAAAUCAAACAGGCCAUACAACGCAAUGCCGGGUUGCGUGUAUGGUCGUUAUUUUUUUUGUUAGUGAUGUCAUUUGCUUUACUCUUCCUUGACUGGUAUUACGAUUGAACUAACACAGAUGGAAGAAGAAGGGCAUGUCUAGUGGAAGGCAAAAGUCGUUCAGUGGUUUUCCAAUGUGGACUCGCACAAAUAAACGUUGAGCAGCCUAUUUCUUUGGCUUAUUUGUCUUUGUUGUGGAGUUUAAUAUAUUUUUUUAUUUUAAAUGUUAAACGUUAACGGGUAAAUCGUUUGAAAACUAUUUAAUGCACUCACACUCACACAAUCACCGCAUCAUACAUACAUAUAUGCACUACAUAAAAAAAUACUUUUUGUACCGACAUUAGCUUAGACGAAUACGAAAUACUAAAUAAAUAAUUAUGUCUUAACGCUGGAAUAAUAAACGGCUGCUUUAAAGCACUUAGUUAGAAAAGCAUGUGGGAAAA
This is a messenger RNA of Anastrepha ludens (Mexican fruit fly), 1802 nucleotides long. It is a transcript of the gene Syx18, whose product is annotated as syntaxin-18. Gene Ontology annotation, molecular function: SNAP receptor activity. The coding region runs from base 175 to 1428 and encodes 417 amino acids. Gene Ontology annotation, biological process: intracellular protein transport; retrograde vesicle-mediated transport, Golgi to endoplasmic reticulum. The record is from RefSeq and is a predicted model, not a curated record. Gene Ontology annotation, cellular component: endoplasmic reticulum; membrane; SNARE complex. Lineage: Eukaryota; Metazoa; Arthropoda; Insecta; Diptera; Tephritidae. The transcript is spliced from 2 exons.